Molecule: messenger RNA, 1674 nt
Organism: Fusarium odoratissimum NRRL 54006
Lineage: Eukaryota; Fungi; Ascomycota; Sordariomycetes; Hypocreales; Nectriaceae
Exons: 1
Coding region: 474-1385 (303 amino acids)
Source: RefSeq, a predicted model, not a curated record
CAUCGAAUAUCAAGCCAACCAAGCUCAGUCCGCGAACUCACACCAGCCUACUCCUGGUUAGCCCCUCGCAAGCACCUCCAUCUAUCAGCUUGACCUUGGCCGAAAAACAUCCAGACUCAGCUUGUGCUUGGACCUCUUGACACUAUCACCGGCAUCGCCUGACUAGCAGGGAGAAACCGAGUCUGUAAUCUAACACGGAGGACUGAGCCGUCUCUGAAGACUUCGCAGUGACCAUGUGAUAAAAAUAUCCUCGGCCUCAUAGAGAGAACUCAUGAUGGCUAUAUAAACACUCUUGAUAUCCCGUACAAUCAACUCUUUCUCAUCAGCAUCUCUCUCUUCUAUCAACUUCUUCAACUUACAUUCGCUUCAACAAAGCCUCAAAGGCAUAUUUAACAUUCUUUCACUUCUUCCAUCCAUUUCAAACAAACAACCACUCUCUAUCUUACUACCAAAUCUCCUACUACAUCAUCAAAAUGUACUUCUCAAACUUCCUCGUCACUCUGGCCUCGAUGGCCUCUAUGGCUUCCGCCAUCCCCGCCCCAGAUGCCCUCCUCGACACCACCUCCAACAUCUCCCCCAGCGACUUCACCAUCCGUUCCGAUUCCAACAACCUUGAGGCUCGCACCACCUUCUCCUGCCCCGGUGCCAUGUCCUACUGCCCCUGGACCAAGGCCUGCUCAUGCCCCCCCGGCCAGUCCUGGGAUGGCAAGGCCAAGAAGUGCGCUGGCAAGAAGGCUUCCGGCUGCUGGCCCAAGCCCAGUGCCAGUGUCUACGCUGGCGCCGGUGUUGACGUCAAGCUCGGUACUUACUGUGCUGCUUCUCCCUACAAGAUCGUCAAGUACGAUACUAAGCACGCCUACUGCCAGGCCAGCCUCAAGAACACUGUCUUCCUUGCUCCUCUUUCUAUUGGCGCCGAGGUUGCUCUCUAUGGCGGUGCCGCCAUCAACGUCAAGGGUCAGCUGAGCGCCAGCCUCAAGACCGUCUGUGGUGGUCUUGCUGGUCUCUACCUCGAGAGCAGCGCUGAUGCCGUCGCCCUCUUCAACACCAACAAGUACGGAUAUGCCGUCCGCCCCGGUAGCGUAACUGGCGGCCUCGUCUACGCUGUUGUUGACUUCGUUAAGAGCAUUACCUGCUUCCUCGGUCUCGGCAACUGCCAGGUCUAUGACUGUGUCUCUUACUGCUCCAAGGGCUGCAAGAACUAUGUCGAUGUCCGUGGCAGCAUCGGUGGCUAUGUCAACGGACUCGUUGGUUUCUGCAUUGUCAAGGACACUGUUCUCUUUGUCAACAAGGUCGGAGCUUGUGCUUCUGUCAAGAUCCAGGGCCUCAUCCGCAUCGUUGCUAGCAUCCACGUCAGCCUCAAGGGUAUCUUCGGAUGCAACUGCUAAGUGGUUAAAAAUGAUUAUGGACGAAUAGUUGGGUACUCACGGUCUAAUAUGUAAUGGAUGGAGGAUGACUUGGAACUGGAAUGUUUUUCUUUGAUGGGGAUUACCGGAUAAUCCCACUCGUCUGCCGAUGUCUUCUGUGUCUUAUCACAAAUCAAAUAAUUCAUAUGAUAACGCUAAAACCUGGAAUCGAAUCAUGUUUUCUCGGCCUCGAGCUUGUGUUUAGUGAUAAUUAUUAACGAAUGAGCUUCCACAGUGGCUGAUUGGCCUGAAGCUGAGAUUUCCCUUGAAC